CAGCAGCAGCAACAACAACAACACAUGGCAAACGAUGAAUGUAAAACGAUAUCAAAUAAUUAUAGUGUAGGCGUUAGUGGUGGUAGUAAUAAUAAGGAAAGGCCAAUUUGUAACAUUUGUCGACAAGAGGAAUCGAUCAAAAAUCUACUAUCACCAUGUGAUUGUAAAGGUACCGGUGGUUAUGUUCAUUUUGAUUGUAUAAAACGAUGGAUCGAAAUAAGCGGAAAUGAUCGUUGUAAAGCUUGUAACGUAAUCUAUAGGAAAUUGAAUAUGCAAAAAAAAUCUGGAUCAUUUGGAAAAUUUUUCCAUAAAUCCGAUACUGGUAUAUUGUAUUCACGUUUUGCAUUAUUCUUUUUCACCAUGUUUUUCGUUUCACAUUGGGCACAAUUCCAUAGUCAGCUAGCAUUUAUCAAAGGUUAUCGUACAAGUGCAAGAUUCAUAACAGCAAUCAAUAGUUUUUAUCUAUCAUUCCAUGUGAUCACAUAUACAAUCUAUUUGGCAACAUUGUACCUAUCGUUUAUGGUGUGGCAAAAAACCAAUUUAGAAAUUCUUGUUCAACGUGCAUCGUCAUCAGCACUAUCAUCGUCCACCGUUAUCAAUACCGCAUGACACGGAUGUAUUUGUUUGUAAAUGUAUUUUUAGUAUUCGAACAAUUGCAAUCAUUUUCUUCAUUGUUUUUUUUUGGUAAAAAAAAAUAAAUUCUAGAACUUUAUCAUAGUCACCCAAAAUGUGUGUGUGUGUGUACAAACCAAGUAGAAUUUAGAAAAAAAUAUAAAUUGCAAAUCUGGCCCACAGAAGAUUCUAAUACAAUUCUCUAUUUUCUUGGUUGGUUAAAGCAGCUUUUAAAAAAUUUAUUCGCAAAUUCGCUUUGUUCUACACAACAUCACCAACACAAAACCGUUCAUUGAUUUCCCUGAAGAUUUGCUACUGUCUGUGCGAAUUCACACACAGCAACUCUCUCUCUCUCUCUCUCUCUUCCGAUUCCAUUCAUUUAUUCGAUUUUCAUUCUCUUUUUAUUUUCAUCUCCCUUUUUUUCUGACAUCGGUCGUCUAAAUUGAAACUUUAAGAAGAUUCUAAUUUACAAACCAAAGUUCGAGAAACAAAGAGGUUCAAAUCAGAAUCUCAACCAAAAAAAUUGUUUCCUUCAAUUAUUUCAAAAAAAUGACGACUCCACUGCUGAUGAUCCCUUUGCGAUUCUUGAAGAAAUUCGAUUGAUUUUCUGCAUUAUAUUUUGGUUAACGGAAAAAAUAAAUUAUUCCCAGGAAUGAGCCAGUUCCAAAA
Molecule: messenger RNA, 1281 nt
Organism: Dermatophagoides farinae (American house dust mite)
Lineage: Eukaryota; Metazoa; Arthropoda; Arachnida; Sarcoptiformes; Pyroglyphidae
Source: RefSeq, a predicted model, not a curated record